AACAGAAUUAUUUUUAUUUUUGUAAUGUACUUUAAUGUGUAUAUUUUAUAUUUAUUUUUAAAGAUUUCAAAAGGGAACAAAUAACAUUAAAGGGAAAGAUUUUUGUACAUAAUUGUUUUACAAUUAUAACCAACAAACAUCAAAGUAUGUAAAAACUUAAUUUUGUAAUGAAAUAUACUGGAAUAUUUUACAUUACUUAAUAUUAAAUAGUAUUAAAUCAUCACUGUCAAUACAACAUUGGAUUCUUUCUCCCUUCAUACUGUGCAAUUUUAUUUCAGCAACUAUUUCUGUGAAACUCCCGCGUUCAUUAAAUAGUUACUACAAAGACAUUUCUCCACCUAUUUACUUUUGAAUCAUUCGUAAUGUGUUCGAAUAUUUGGUCUGUAUCGAAUAAUUACUAUUCAUUUUUUGUUUUUUACGAGUUACAUGUUAUCUAAAUUUUCAGAAUAAACAAAUCCUUUUGAGCAAUAUGUCAAUGAACGGAUGUUUAUAGAGAAAUUGGAUAGUUUAGAUAUUGACCAAUAGUAGGUACGCGAUUUCGGUUCGGUAUGUGAAGCAUGCCUAUUUGUAUAAAAUAUCAAUUCUGGUUUCUGCUAUAUGUCAAGUAUGUCAGUUGAUUAAUCCGUAUCUGAUGGUAAAGUUAUGUUUUUUUAAUUAGCCAAAGGAUUUACGAAUCAUUUAUGAUGAGAUGGCGAUAAAAUGAUUCAAAUUAAAGUUUUAGGCCAAAGAUGCUCUUAUAAUAAAAUAAUCAAUAAAAUUAUCGUGCACUCUGAAAGAUUUCGCGUAACAAGAACUACGAAAAGGUUUUUGAUUAAAUGAUAAAAGUGACUUUAAUUGAUCGAAGAUACAUUUUAAGAAGCAUGAAAUGCAUAAAAAAACACAUAAACGGAGCAUAUUAAAUUCAGUUACACAAAAAGUAAAAGCGACAGAAAACUUACCAAAAAUAAGGGAUUAUAAAGAUAAUGAGAAUGAAUCAAGUGACCACUUUCAACUGCCAAGCUUACAAAAGAAGAAAGCUUGGAAAGAUAUUGACGAUCGUGUGUCAAUAUGGAAUGAAAGUACUACAGCAACAUGUGUAUCUUACUCAUCAGAAUUGGAAGACAUUGCAACACGGAAAGUUAUACAGCAAUGGGAUGCUAUUGAAAAUACACUUUACGAAGAUGGUGAUCAAGUGACACAAACAGCUCUUUUGGAAGAAUGUAUUCAGUGGAGAACACAAAUACCACAUUUAAGAAUAGUUGGAAAGAAUUCAUUUCUAUUACCUACAGACAAACAGCAAGAUCCAGAAAAGAAUUAUAAUCAAAUAAAAGAUACUUUUGAUUCACUUGAUGAAGAUAUAUUUUCAGAACAUAAUUUUUCCACAAAGGAAAGAAGAAUUUCGUCAAAAUAUAGAUUGCAAAGCACACAGCAAGAUAAAGUCUUUGAUAUGCUUUUCGAAUAUGUAAUGUCUGAGUUAUUUCCAAAUAAGGAAAAUGGAAUUGAUUCAUUGGGCAAUGAAUUAAAUGAUGUUUUGCAAAUACGUAUGGCACCUGUUCACAGUAACAAAAGUUCUGCAAAAAGUACAAAGUUGAGCUGGUUUGAAGAAACCAUUCCUCUUGAAAAUAAAUUUCCAAAUAGUAGGAGUAGAGGAAUAGAAGCUGCUCAAACAAAGAUUGGAGAAACUCCAAAAAAAUAUGAUAAUCUUAAACAUAAUGAUAGAAUAAAAAGUGGACGAGAUACAAUGGGUGCCGUGGAAGAUAAACUUUUUAGGCCUCACACUAGUAGAAAUAAACUUGGAACUGUUUUUAAUGAAAAAAUUGUAGUUAGUCCUGUGCCUUAUAUUUUGUCAACUAGAGAAAGUUUUUCUACUAUCAAGACUACUCCGAUUAAGUUUAUGGGACAAACAUUAGAUGUUACUACAUUUCCUGGCUCAAGUAGAAAUAUUUCUUACUUCAAAAAUUCAGGGAAGAAUUCAACUGCGACAAAACUUCCAAAUUAUCAAUCUGCUUGGCAUGCAUCUGUUUCUCCUGCCAGGUGGCCGACAAAUAUAAGGCUUGCUCCAUUAGAUACUUCACGACUUCCCAAUACCAAGAAUAGAUCUCUGACAUCAUCGUCGGUAGUUUUACAACGCAACAGAAAACCCUUAAGUCCUAUUUCUCGUUCCACUCUACCUUACUCUGCACAAACUACUCAUAAUAAUAACGAAGCUUUAGAAAUUCAAGGAAGACAUAUAAUACCUGGACAAUCUCCUAAGCUAAGCAUGGAUAAUACUGGUUGGGAUUAUAAUGCUAGAAGUAGAAAUAGCAAAAAGAAAAGAGGGCAAUCAAUAACGAAAAUAUAAUGAAUAUGAAUCAAUUGUAUUAGUUGCAAAAACGAAUUUCAUAUUCGCAUAAAAUUAUUUUUAUCUUUAUAACUUGAACAGUUAUACUAUUUUAUAGAAGUAACAAGAAGAGAAGUGUAAGAUCAGGAUGUAAUUGAAACAGUUGAUUUAAAUUGGUUAGGGUAAAAAGUUCAGUUUUUUAUAUUAACAUAAGAGUUUUAUUUGUGUAUUCAAAAAAUACAAAUUUUGCAGUCUGUUUCUCAUUGAAAAAGCUAUUAUGAAUAAUACCAUGAAAGUACAGCCAUAGUUUCAAUAAUGGGGAGUAACAUUUUGUAUUAAAUAUAAAUACAUUGUUAUUGUUAAAUAAUCAUAAGAAACCUGGAUGUGUUGAAGUAUUAAAAUGUGUUCUAACUUUAAAUGUUUUACGAUAUAAACGGAGAUAAAUUUCGUACGCGGUUAAAAAUGGUACGAGCUAGUACUAAGUGUGCAAAUGUAUAUUUUGAAUACUCUUGUUGUUCGAUAGAUAAAUGUAUCGUUGUAACUGUCUCUACCUCACUCAAUAUCUAUGUGUUAUUUAAUUGAUGCACACGCUUACGUGCGCAGGUGAAUAUAUUUUUGUAAUGCACACAUUUGUAAAUAUAUGUAUUUAGUGUAAAUAUAAAAUAAUCUGUAUGUUAAAA
Messenger RNA from Hylaeus anthracinus, 2979 nucleotides. RefSeq lists its product as uncharacterized. The record is from RefSeq and is a predicted model, not a curated record. The transcript is spliced from 6 exons. NCBI's taxonomy places the organism in Eukaryota, Metazoa, Arthropoda, Insecta, Hymenoptera, Colletidae. The coding region runs from base 866 to 2320 and encodes 484 amino acids.